This is a messenger RNA of Melopsittacus undulatus (budgerigar), 6456 nucleotides long. It is a transcript of the gene FOXO1, whose product is annotated as forkhead box O1. Gene Ontology annotation, molecular function: RNA polymerase II cis-regulatory region sequence-specific DNA binding; DNA-binding transcription factor activity, RNA polymerase II-specific. NCBI's taxonomy places the organism in Eukaryota, Metazoa, Chordata, Aves, Psittaciformes, Psittaculidae. Gene Ontology annotation, biological process: regulation of transcription by RNA polymerase II; insulin receptor signaling pathway. The coding region runs from base 237 to 2180 and encodes 647 amino acids. The transcript has 3 exons. The record is from RefSeq and is a predicted model, not a curated record. Gene Ontology annotation, cellular component: nucleus.
GCUCCAGUCAGUGCGCGCCGGGCGGCCGGGUUGCUGCUGCUGUUGCUGCUACCGCCGAGGAGGGCAGGGAACCGGGAGCCAGACAGGGGCAAGGCGGCGGGGCCAGAGCUGCGAGAGGAGUUGGCGACCGCGCCGUCGGGGCCGCGCCGGUCCGAGCCCGGAGCCUGCAUGGGGCGGCGGCUCUGAGCCCUGCCGCCCCACUGCCGCUGCCGUCGCGCUCCCGCCCCGGCCCUGCCAUGGCCGAGGCACCGCAGCUGGUGGACAUCGACCCCGACUUCGAGCCGCUGCCGCGGCCACGCUCCUGCACCUGGCCUCUGCCGCGGCCGGAGUUCAACCCGCCCAGCUCGGCCACCUCCAGCCCGGCGCCGUCGUGCGGCGGGCAGCCCGAUGGGGCGGCCGGGGCCGCGGCUGGUGCUGCCGCCUCGGGAGCGCUCGGCGCCGACUUCAUCAGCAACCUCAGCUUGUUAGAGGAGAGCGAGGACUUCGCGCCGCUGCCCCCCGCCGCCGCCCCGCCGGAGGCGGCCGCCUGCCGCUGCGGGGACUUCCCAGCACCAGAGGCCGGCUGCCGCCUUCAUCCGCCGGGACCGCCGCCGGUGCCGCCGGUGCCGCCACCCGUAGCCGGUCUGUCUCCGGGCCCCGUGGCCGGACAGCCUCGCAAGAGCAGCUCGUCGCGUCGCAACGCCUGGGGCAACCUGUCCUACGCGGACCUCAUCACCAAGGCCAUCGAGAGCUCCCCAGAGAAGCGGCUCACCCUCUCCCAGAUCUACGAGUGGAUGGUCAAGAGCGUCCCUUACUUCAAGGAUAAGGGCGACAGCAACAGCUCUGCCGGCUGGAAGAAUUCAAUCCGUCACAACCUGUCUCUGCACAGCAAGUUCAUCAGAGUGCAGAAUGAAGGAACAGGGAAGAGUUCCUGGUGGAUGCUCAAUCCUGAAGGAGGAAAGAGUGGCAAAUCUCCUAGGAGGCGAGCGGCAUCCAUGGAUAACAACAGCAAGUUUGCCAAAAGCAGAGGCAGAGCUGCCAAGAAAAAAGCAUCCCUUCAGUCUGGUCAAGAGGGAAAUGGUGACAGCCCUGGAUCACAGUUCUCGAAGUGGCCUGCAAGCCCCAGCUCUCACAGUAACGAUGACUUUGAUAACUGGAGUACAUUUCGACCUAGAACUAGCUCUAAUGCUAGUACGAUUAGUGGAAGGCUUUCUCCUAUUUUGCCAGAGCAAGAUGACCUUGGAGAUGGGGAUGUGCACUCCAUGGUAUACCCAUCAUCAGCCACAAAAAUGACUUCUACUCUACCCAGCCUUUCAGAGAUGAGUAAUUCUGAGAACAUGGAAAAUCUUUUGGAUAACCUUAAUCUCUUGUCACCUAAUACGUCAAUGACUGUGUCAACCCAGUCUUCAUCUGCUACCCUGAUGCAGCAAACUCCAGGUUACUCGUUCGCAUCCUCAACCACAAGUAUAGGUUCACCAAAUCCAGACUACAGAAAAUUCACGUAUGCUCAAGCUAGCAUGAACUCUUUGCCCCAGAUUCCUAUGCAGACUCUUCAAGACAGUAAAUCAAGCUAUGGAUCGAUGAGCCAAUUUAACUGUCCCGCAGGGCUUCUGAAGGAGCUACUGACUUCCGAUUCUCCACCGCACAAUGAUAUCUUGGCAUCAGUAGACACAGGUGUUUCCCAGGCUGGUGGCAGGGGGCUGGGCCAAAAUGUGCUGAUGGUUGCUAACUCGGUGAUGCCAACUUACGGCAGUCAACCACCCCACAACAAAAUGAUGAACCCUAACGCCCGCCCUCACCAAGGACAUAACCAGCCAACACCUGCAGUUAAUGGUCGUGCCUUGUCACACACAGUGAACACCAUGUCACAUACAUCAGGUCUAAAUCGCUUGUCGACAGUGAAGACUUCGUUACAAGUGCCUAUGAAUCACCCGAUGCAGAUGAAUGCUAUGAACCCAUACGCCCCUGUUAACAGUUGCAAUGGCUAUGGAAGGGUGGGAAUUGUUUCCCUCCACCAGGAGAAGCUCCCCAGUGACUUAGAUGACAUGUUAAUUGAACGGUUGGACUGUGACAUGGAGUCGAUUAUCCGUAAUGACCUUAUGGAUGGAGAAACAUUAGAUUUUAACUUUGACAGUGUAUUGCCUAACCAAAGUUUUCAGCACAGCGUAAAGACAACCACACACAGUUGGGUGUCAGGCUAGGAUGUAGUAGGAGGCUACGGUUAAAUUCUCCAGACUUGUCUGACAGCAGGAACUGAGAAAAGCAGUACAAAGAUGUCCUUCACCUUCCUUUUUAAUUUUCUUGACAAAGCUGUGCGCAUGCACUAGCUUCUCUUGGGGGUCUUUUUUUUUGUCUUUUUUCAUCCUUUCGUCAGAGUUGGCAGCAGACAGAGUAUUUUCCUGUACAGGAUGUUUGCCCAAGAUUUGCAGGUUAUGUGCUGCUGUAGAUAAGAACUGUGCCAUUGGAAAUUUCAUUACUCUGAAGUGCCAAAUUCACUACACCAUGUAAUCACAGCAAAGACUCUUACUUACAUCAUGUUGUGCUUUCGGUUUUGUACAGUAUGAUCUGUAGAAGAAGAAUUGUUUUUUAAGACUAUCUGUUUUGAUCCAAGAAAAAUUUAUAAACUUUUGUAAGAAUACUGUGAUGAUCUCAUGCCCUAAGUAAGUUUAACCUUCAUUGAUGUUACCUGUGUUUUGAUGAAUUAAGAUAACUGUGGACUUGCCUUGCAGCAGUAUGAACUGCAUUAUUUUACUCAAAUUUGCCACACAUUUCAUAUGGGAACAGAAUAGCCGGUUAAAUAUGAUCCUAAUAAACUCACUGACUAUUCAAAACAAACAGUAGGUUAAAUGCCAUUUGAUAAGUUACCUGUAUUCAUGUAAAUUUAUGCAAGACUAUAUCUGGAUUUCAUUGUCAGACUAAUGACUAUUGUUGGACUUAAGAUAAUUUUUGGAAUACUUUCCAAGCUAUUUUUCUUAUAGUUAAAGUCUACUUUUGUUACAUAGGCAACCUAAAAAAGAUAAAAAAAAUAUCUGAGAUCUGGCAGCAUUCAUAACCUCUUCAUUUUGUACAGUAUUUUAACUGGAUUAAGUACAUGUUUUUAUAAAUUUCCCUAGCACUUGGGAGUGCUAAUAAAGGAAAAGCUUAAUAAGGAUCUUGAAUACGAAACAUUUCUUUCCCUUUUUUGUUGUGUGAUGUAUAAAUAUAGACAACUUUAUGUUUAGGAAAUAUUUAAUCAUUUUUAUAUAUGCAUUUUUAGAAAUGUCAUCUGCUUCUACUAUCAUUUUAACUCUGACUACCACAAAGUGUUAAGUAUUCAUUGUUAGAUGCUUGUACAAUGCUUCACAUUUAUAUUUAUUUCAUAGAGGUCUCAUAAUGUUUGUGCACUCAAGAGCAGGACCUUUUGGAGAAAUUAAUCAUUUUAUUCAUAUAUUAUUAUCAAUUUUAGUAAAAUUGAUGACAAAAUUGCAAUUUGUCUUAAUUAGCACUAGGUUUAGGGUUUGUUGGUGUUCCUGUUGUCAAGCAGUACGUUUGAAGAGGUAAAAGUGCUACUUUUGUGUGGGAGACUAAAACUUCUGUUGUGCCCUGUUGCAGGACAAAACAUUAGCUAGGUUUUUUUUUACAUAAGAAAGAUAAAGUAAGUUGCGAAGUUAUACAAAUAGGUGAGCUUGUGGGUAGGGGAGAGCAUUAAUGAGAGAAGCCUUGUUCCUGUGGGAAAACCUGGUCUUGCUGGAAUAGGCACACUGACAACUACCUGAGUGUUUUCAGGAUUGGGUCUCGAAUAAAUGGUUUCUGAUUUUUUGACAUUGCAUAGUGCAGUUUUCAUGGAUAUGUGGAUAAGAGGCCUCACCUGUGUUUUCACUGGUUACUACACACUAUUGUGUUAGAGAAAUUCUUGGAGCUUUUUUAUGCACUGACAGGAUGAACAUCGUUUGUGCGAGGACCGGUUGUUGUGAAGAAGGGGAGAAAUAUUUUUCCAUAGUUUUUUCUCUUGUCUACAUAACCCACAAUUGGAAAAUAUUCUAAUUGAAACUUAUCUUCCCUGUAGUGAUGCUGUAUGGUGGAGAAAAAAAAUGGGAUGUGCCAACAAAAUUAAGUUUAGUAACAAGCCAUAUAUUUAAUGAUCCUGUUAUGACUUUCCUAAGGCUCUGCAAUAUAUUUAUUGAUGUGCUAGCAUUUAGCUCCCUGUUGGCUUAUAUCACUACCAAUUACAGCUGGUUCUACUUUUUUACAUAUCCUACUACGUUUGUCACCCGUUCCAGAGGCUGAUGUUGAGCUAUCCUGUGAUACAGGAUCUCCCCCAGCAUGAAAUCAGUCUUUGAACUUCGUUGAGCAAAAUGAAAUACUCUUAUUGCUGAAGCCUCAAUGAAGCUGCCUGCUUUCACAGGCAAGUAUCUAGUAGCGUCUUCACCAUCGAAUUCAUAGUGUCUGAAAUGUGACAAUAAAUCCUGUCAGUGGAGCAAGCAAGAGAGCUCACAUAUGAGUUUCUGGAGAUCCUUCUUUCUGCUGCAUGUACAAAAAUGUUUGCUCCCAAAUGGGCGUUGAUAUGCAUAGGGCAAAGCAGUUGUAAAAUUCACCUCUGCAUGCAAAGCGAGCAUCUUAAUACUGAACUCCAUGGGGUUACAGCUGAACAUGCUACAUUUAACAAUAUACCUCCUGGGUUUUAUUUACUGCUACUGUAUAACUUCCUGUAUAGAGGUAUUUUCUUAAUUCCCUUUUAUAAUUAUGAAUAACCUAAAUGUAGGCAUUCCUUAAUUACAACAGUUUGUAGGAAGCCCCUUUAAGUAUUGUGAGAAAGCAGUUGUAGAUAAUCACAGGUUUGGGCUGUGUGGUCAUUUUUUUGUUUGUUUGUUUUGGUUUAGUUUUUUCUUGUUUUCUUUGUUUGUUUUUUGGUUUUUUUUUGUGGUGCCAUUUUAAUAUUUUGCAGUUGUAAUUCUGGAAUACUGUGAAGUCUGGUGAAGGGACGUGUUGUUGGCCUUGAAAACAAACAUUAUGUGACCUCGAGUAGUAAAACCUUUUUCAGUAAAAGUACCAAGUUUCUGGAGUAACUUAGUUUGUCAGAAUUGUUGUAAAUGAUUGGUUUGUGAAUUGUGCAGAUGAUCUUACCUAUGCAGCCUUGGUUUUGACUUUUCUCUGGUUUGUACUGUUAUUAAAAGUUUAUUGUAUUAUAGAGCUGUUCAGAUAUUUUAAAUAUAAAGAUGUAUUGUUUCCAUAAUAUAGCUAUAUGAUAUAUGUUUAGGUAGUAGAUGCAUUAAUUGGAAAGCUCUGCUUUGAUAAACUGACAAUUUGCCUACACUUAUAAGCAAAAGUCAUAUUGCUUAUUAUUGGCUUAAGUCAACAGAGCAUCCCUAAGAAGAGAAGUUAAAAUUGGACCAAUUAAAAAACAGUAUAAAAUUUGCACUUGUUAAACCACUGGAUGUAUGUUAGUACUUUUUUAUUUUUUUACUGAUCUGAAAUUCCUAUUUUCAUGGUGAAAUUGCUAGGAUCCUUAAUUUAUGACUGAUUUUAAAUAAGGUAUUCUCAUUAUUAUUAUUAUUAUUUUGGUAAUCAUAAUGUAAAAUGAAGCAUGGUUUAUGCAAGCAAAAAAGCAAAUUACUCGGCGUUAAAACUGGCCUCCUUUUUUGAGGGUGUUCCACAAACCAGCAAUAUCGAGAGAUUGGCAUGUACAUACUGCUAGUUCUAUUUGUGAGUGGUGUGACAGCUCUUCAACGCUUCACUGCUCUGACUUAGUCACAUUGCAGAAUUAAAAUUCAUACGUGGAUAUUUUCAGCAAAAGUGCCUGAUGUACUUCUACAGACACACGAGAACAAUCCCUGACAGUUUGUUGUAUAAAGCCAUAAAUGUAUAUAAAUUAUGUUUAAAAAGUUUUGUGUCCUUUCUUGUAUACGGAGAAUGAGAUUUGUACCAGGAUUCUACUUGUGAUUAGUAAUCCUUCUACUCAGACUUUGUUGUAAUCACUUUCCUUACCGCGUAAUCUUUUUAAUGAUGAUGAUGAUCAUUAUCCAUUUGGACAAUCCUGAUGGCAUUAGCAAUUUUAUAUGGAAAAAUACUUCAUGGUACCAAGUCUUGCCUGGCAAGAUGAUACCAUAUUAACAAGCAAACACUAACUGCAGAAUAGUUAACAAAUUUUCCAUUACUUGCUAUAAAGGAAUUUCUCUCUCUUGGCAUUGCUUCUAGAAUUGGAACCAUAGCAGGUACAGGAACCUAAUAGGGCUGUGUUACCAGUGUUUUAUCAACAUAGUGUGCUAAAAGUAACUUGUUUACAAGUCUUUGAGACUAAACGCAAGAAGAAUCCAUGCCUGGCUUGUAGGGCUUGCUAUGUAGAGACGCUUUGUUACUGGAAGCUGCAUUAGGCAGCAUCAGACCAUGUUGCCAGUGCUUCGAGAAGCAUAGUUCAGAGAAAAUGACAAAAAACUCCUGAAAUCUUUUCAGAAUGGGUAUUUGUAAGUAUAAGCUCUUAAUAAAAUUGCUAUGACAUGA